AUGUGGAGGCUCAACCGGCUGUGCUUUUCGCGCCUCUCGCCGGACCCUUCACUGGUGGCUCUGGCGCCCGGUGUGGGGCGUGUAGACGUGUACCGCAACGUCGUGAGUGCCCGCAACGAGGAGCGCAUCUGGAACGAGCUAAAUCUCGUGCUGGAGCGGGAGGGCCAGAAGGUGCUGCUGGAGAACUCGACGCCGCAGAAUAAGGUGGUGAAGCACACGUACCUGGAGAUGCACGGGGAUCAGCAGUUCACAGAGGUGAAGAGUUGGCAGCGAAAGGAGGUGCGGCGGCUCCCCGGCCUCACGUGGUCCCCGACGUUGAUGGCAAUGCUGCAAGAUGUUGCACAGCCGCUGCUUGGCGCCAUGCCGGACACCGCACGUGUGGUGGAGCACAACCUCCCUGGCUACGAGAUGCACAUUGAGCACCCGACCGUUGGCUGCUGCUUUCUGUACCUCUCGCUGCUGUCCGACACGGUCCUGACGUUUGACGAUGAGUCGACAGGGCGGCGCGGCCACGUCCUGCUGCCACAGCGCUCGCUGUUGCGCUGUUCGGGUGAGGCGCGCUGGGGCUGGCGCUUCGGCGAACAACCGAGCGAAACACAUACUUUUGUGGGUGAAUCGGGUAUCCGACGCGUGGUGGAGCCAGACAUGCGGCUCAGCGUACAGGUGUGGAAGUUCACACCGCAGCUACUCGACGCAAGACUGCUGCAGGAUCGUAUGGAGCAGACCAUGCGUCACUUUGAGGAGUGCGAAAGGCACCGCGCCGAGGCGGGGACGACGGAGGAGCGGCGCCCGUCACCACCGCGUGACUUAACCGCAGCUUCAGUGGAACAAACAGCUGGCACCGGUCCCCUCGGCGGUGACUACGCCGCUGGAAUGUCAUCACCAUCGUCGCUGCCGCGUGGAGGCGCGUCGAGUAGCAUGGAUCAUAUCGCGAAGGAUUACACCGGUUAUAAACAGCAGUUCCAGAACGUUUAUGGGGUGUUGCAAGAGAUGAAGGCGCUGCAGGAUGCCGGGCAGCCAAUCAACGAUAUGUGGCUGAAGCAGAAGAUACAAAGCGGCCAGAAGGACGCCGAGCGCGAUGCGAGCGAAGGCUUUGACGCGGAUGACGUGGAGGGAACAUGGGACCGUGUGGAUGCGCGGGCGCGAUUCUACAAGGCUCGGCUGAAGGGUAUGGACUACGACGGCAGUGCCAACCUCAACAGGCAUAUGCCGGACGUGACGGAGGAUGCGCCGCUCGAUAUGAAGAAGACGAUACGGAAGAUCGCCCCGCUUGUGAAGGACGGAGAAAAGAUACUCGCGAGCUUCCCUGGCGGGCAGUAA
Molecule: messenger RNA, 1320 nt
Organism: Trypanosoma grayi
Lineage: Eukaryota; Euglenozoa; Kinetoplastea; Trypanosomatida; Trypanosomatidae
Exons: 1
Coding region: 1-1320 (439 amino acids)
Source: RefSeq, a predicted model, not a curated record